AUUACCCAACUUCUGAAUAUAAUAUUUCAAGUUUCAAUAUUACGUUUCAAGUUUUCUUAUAUAUAAAGUAGCAACGCUCACCGGAAUAAUCAUAUUCAAUUGUACAACGUUCAGAAACACUUCAAUAAAGAAAUGAUUCAAAACCUAGUACUUCUGUCUGGAUUGAUCGUGGCAUCAACAUGCACGAUUCUACAUCCAGCACCUUUACCUGUGUUAAUACCAAUCCAUUACCAGCAACCACCACCGAACUAUAACUUCGCUUACGAAGUCAACGAUCCUCACACUGGAGACUUCAAAAGACAGCAGGAAACUCGCAGAGAUGGCAUCGUCCAGGGCCAAUACUCCCUCCUCCAACCUGAUGGUGUAACCAGGACUGUGGAAUACAGAGCUGAUGAUGUGAAUGGAUUUAAUGCAGUAGUUAGCAACCAAGGUAGACCUAUCAAUGAGAUCCCGGAAAGACAGGAUGAGAAUACCAGCGAAGGGUCAGGAAGACAAGCGAGUGAAAGACCGCAAGUGGAACAAUUCAGGUCCUCUAAUGACCAGGUUACUUCAGCACCUCUAACUGUGGCCCACACAUCUCUUAUACAUAGGUCUUUCACAAGUGCUCCUAAUUCUUGGGACUAAUUCGAAUAUUUGACUCUACCAGGCUAUUGACUUAACUCGGACUCUCUUAUAUUUCUUUGUAAAUUUCCUUUUCUUAAAUGUGUUUUUGCUUUAGUGCUUUUUAUAGGUUUGUGUUGGUGUUGGUUUUGAAGUUUUAUAAAUAAGUGAUUUUAUUAUGAUGGAAUCUAUUGCGUGAUA
Molecule: messenger RNA, 801 nt
Organism: Papilio polytes (common Mormon)
Lineage: Eukaryota; Metazoa; Arthropoda; Insecta; Lepidoptera; Papilionidae
Product: cuticle protein 16.8-like
Exons: 1
Coding region: 133-624 (163 amino acids)
Cellular component (GO): extracellular matrix
Source: RefSeq, a predicted model, not a curated record